Messenger RNA from Etheostoma spectabile (orangethroat darter), 1266 nucleotides. Its product is annotated as salivary glue protein Sgs-3. Bases 41 to 1084 code for a protein of 347 amino acids. The record is from RefSeq and is a predicted model, not a curated record. Lineage: Eukaryota; Metazoa; Chordata; Actinopteri; Perciformes; Percidae. Gene Ontology annotation, molecular function: lysozyme activity. The transcript is spliced from 5 exons.
AAAUAAUGGCCACGGAAACAGUGUUGAGUCACGAUGACUCAUGAAACAGGUCGGUCCACCUCUCGAAAUCAGGAUAUAUAAAGUCAGAUUUCUCUGUCUGAUGACACAGAGCUGCAGACUUCCAUCAACAAAGAAAGUUCCUCCUCUACUUGGAACAACGUUUGAACUGAACAUGAAGUUUGGGUUGCUGGUGGUGUUGGCGGUGGCCGUCGUGGUGCCCAGCCUGACCGAGGGCCGGAUCGUCUCCAGAUGUGAGCUGAAAGAAAAGCUCGGGCAGGCGAUCACGCUGCCCCCAAAGCUCCAAAAGUUCAAGGAUGAAUACCUGGCAAUAGUUAUCUGUGAGGUGAACAGGCAGUCCCGUCUCAACACCAGCCUGGUCAAGGUGAUCGGCAAACGCCCGACUACAACCACACCUACCACCCAAAAGACCACCACCCAACCGACAACCACCCAACCAACCACCCCCCAACCAACUACCCCCCAACCAACCACCGCCCAACCAACUACCCCCCAACCAACCACCGCCCAACCAGCCACCGCCCAACCAAUCUCAACCAAUGCCACCAAUUCCACCCUAAACAGAAGAAAGCGCGGGCUGAGCAGCGAGACAGGCAGCGAGGAGACUGACUCUGCAGACGUGACCUCCAGCGAGAAGGAACGGCCUAACGAGGGCGUCAAUGUGACGACGCAGCGUAUCAACGGCCCGGUCGUCGAGGAUGGAGACAAGCCUAAAGACAAGAAGAGAGAUGAAGACCGGGCUAAGAAAGGUGGGAAACGUACGAAGCGAUCCAAAGAGGACCGAUCCAAAGAGGACCAAUCCAAAGAGGACCAAUCCAGCGAGAAGACCAAGCAGCGGCCUCUCGGCCUCUACGGGAUCUUCCAGCUGUCUGACGAGACCUUCUGUAAUUCCGGUUAUCGCUCCUCCAGAAACAAGUGCAACACCACCUGCGAUGCCUUCGCUGAUGACGACAUCAUGGACGACAUCGAUUGCUUUGUGAAGACUGAUCAGUGGAGGUUGUUUUUGAAGUCCGUCUCUCGCAAGUGCCAUUGUCUCACCAAGACCUUCUUUGCCGAGUGUUAUUGAGCAGCUGACACCUGAUGCUGAAGCUCACGCCAAAGAUCAUUCUUCUACCUUCAAUGUGACCUUUGACCCUCACGGUUUCAUCUCAAACAUUAUGGACCAUGUCACAGUUUUUCAUUUUAAUUAACCUGUGCGAUUUCUCUUAUAAAGUUUGGUUUCAGCUCCUUUGGGGGCGGAUUCUCUCC